AUGGGAAGUGAAUCGAAUGACUUCGACCUUUCCGAGGAAUCUAUCCGCUCCUCCCUCGCGAAGCUCAAUGAAGAUAUUGAAUUCAAGGCUAGCAUUGGCCACGACGUGAACUUCGCCAUCCAGCGAUCCGACCUCAAGCCGGCAAUAUACCUCUGCGUCAGCGCAGGAAGGAUAUCCCUUGCGGACCCAGGAGUCAACCCGCAGUUCACCCUGAAGGCGCGUCCCGAGCAUUGGCAGCAAUUCUUUGCGGCCGUGCCGAAGCGCCCUUUUCAAACAUUCUGGGGUAUGAUCCGCGUCCUGGGGAAGCCCGCUGGCGUAGAAGUCCUAGGAGACGAAGAGGCAUUCACCAGGCACGCUCGGACAUGGAGGAUCGUCCUGGACCGCAUACGAGAGGCAGUGCACGGCGGACAAGCCCAUUCGGCCCAGGGAGAAGAGGAAUACACUUCAGAAGACGAGACCGACGACGACUCCAUCAUAGGCCAUUACACCUGGCUUACCCUCCCGCCGCUAGGGAAAUGCAAGAUCUUCUACGAACUUUCAGGGCAGGGCAAUCAACCGAUCCUCUUCCUCCAUACAGCCGGGGCCGACUCGCGGCAGUACCACUCCAUGAUGCUCAACAGGGACCUGCAGUCCCGAUAUAGAAUGUAUGCCUUCGACCUCCCAGGCCAUGGCCGCUCCUUCCCCGGCCAGAAACAAUACCCGCUAUCGUACGCCAACUCUGAAGACUUUUAUGUGACAUGCAUCCGCUCAUUCCUCGGUAAACUCGACAUCCGCCGCUCCAUCGUCACCGGCGCGUCCAUGGGCGGCCAGGUCUGCUUAGCCGUCGCUCUCCGCGCGAAAGAACUCGACGUCCGCGGCGUGAUACCAUGUGAGGCGUGCGACUUCAUCCCCUCGGCGGCGGGGUCCACCAUCUACAAGCUCGAAGGCGACGAGGCCAUCCUCAAUGCCGAGAGGGUAUGCGGCAUGAUCAGCCCGACCUCGCCGGCCAUCUACAAGCGGCUGAACUGGUGGCUUUAUUCGGCCCAGGCGUCGCGCAUUUUCCCCGGCGACCUCAAAUUCUACUUUGACGGGUGGGAUGGCAGGGAGAGGAUGCACCUCAUGGAUACGGAGGAGUGUCCCAUUUACAUGCUCACGGGAGAGUACGAUUACAGUUGUAGCGUGGAGAUGUCUCGGGCCACGGCGGAGAAGAUUCAAGGUGGCAAGAAAGGCAGCCAGGUCGUGUUCGAGGCGAUGGACGGGUUGGGUCAUUUCCCGUUCAGUGAGGAUCCAGUGCGGUUCAUCCCGUACUUUAAGAGAGCGCUGGCGUAUAUUGCGGAGAGGAGUCGAGGCUAA
Cladophialophora yegresii CBS 114405 is the source of this 1332-nucleotide messenger RNA. RefSeq lists its product as uncharacterized. NCBI's taxonomy places the organism in Eukaryota, Fungi, Ascomycota, Eurotiomycetes, Chaetothyriales, Herpotrichiellaceae. The coding region runs from base 1 to 1332 and encodes 443 amino acids. The transcript has a single exon. The record is from RefSeq and is a predicted model, not a curated record.